Amphibalanus amphitrite is the source of this 787-nucleotide messenger RNA. The record is from the annotation of a RefSeq genome assembly. Lineage: Eukaryota; Metazoa; Arthropoda; Thecostraca; Balanomorpha; Balanidae.
AUGACAACUCAUUCACAUCACCCCUUUCAUUUAGUUGAUAUAAGCCCAUGACCUCUAACAGCCUCAAUUGGAGCUUUAACAAUAACUUCAGGUUUAUCUUAUUGAUUCCACUACAAUUCAAUAGGAAUUUUAAUUUUAGGUUUAUUUAUUAUUGUAAUUUCCUCUUACCAGUGAUGACGAGAUAUUGCCCGAGAAGGAACCUUACAAGGUCAUCACAAUUCAAGAGUUAUUUCUAAUUUACGAUGAGGAAUAAUUUUAUUUAUUGUUUCAGAAGUGUUCUUCUUCGUUUCAUUUUUCUGAGCAUUUUUUCACGCUAGUUUAGCACCUUCAGUAGAAAUUGGUACCCAGUGACCGCCUGCAGGUAUUAUUCCUUUUAACCCCUUUCAAAUUCCUUUACUUAAUACAGCAAUUUUACUUGCUUCUGGAGUAACUAUUACUUGAUCUCACCAUGCUCUAAUAAAUGGCAAUCAUCCACAAUCCGUUCAGGCCUUAAUUCUAACCAUUAUUUUAGGUGUAUAUUUUACUAUUUUGCAAGCAUAUGAGUAUAUUGAAGCUCCCUUUACAAUUGCUGAAGCUGUUUACGGUUCCACUUUUUUUGUAGCUACUGGAUUUCACGGGUUACACGUAAUUAUUGGUUCUACAUUUCUAAUAGUAUGUUUAUACCGUAUAACAAAAUUCCAUUUCUCUUCUACCCAUCACUUUGGAUUUGAAGCUGCAGCUUGAUAUUGACAUUUUGUUGAUGUAGUGUGACUUUUCCUUUAUGUAUCUAUUUAUUGAUGAGGAGGAU